GCUUUGCCGGUCUUCAUCUUUGCCUUCACCUGUCAGCAGAACAUCUUCUCAAUCUGCAACGAGGUCAAGAACUCCACUCGUGGUCGUAUCGACCGGAUCAUUGUCGCCGCGUAUCUGAUCGCCGGCUUAUCCUUCUGCUUUGCAGCGGUGCUGGGUUACUGGACGUUCGGGAACGAGAUUCCUUCGGAUGUGCUGAAGGGCUAUCCGGAGACCUACCUCGUGGCAGCCACACGUCUCCUUUACUGCCUGCUGGCCCUCUUCUCCUACCCUUUGCAG
Messenger RNA from Symbiodinium necroappetens, 276 nucleotides. The record is from the annotation of a GenBank genome assembly. Lineage: Eukaryota; Dinophyceae; Suessiales; Symbiodiniaceae.